Pistacia vera is the source of this 648-nucleotide messenger RNA. RefSeq names its product S-norcoclaurine synthase 1-like. NCBI's taxonomy places the organism in Eukaryota, Viridiplantae, Streptophyta, Magnoliopsida, Sapindales, Anacardiaceae. Gene Ontology annotation, molecular function: protein phosphatase inhibitor activity; abscisic acid binding; signaling receptor activity. The transcript has 2 exons. Gene Ontology annotation, cellular component: cytoplasm; nucleus. The record is from RefSeq and is a predicted model, not a curated record. Bases 37 to 513 code for a protein of 158 amino acids. Gene Ontology annotation, biological process: abscisic acid-activated signaling pathway; defense response.
ACCAGCCCAUCAAAAAACCAAAUUCAUAGCAUCAAAAUGCACGGCCUUGUUGUAGCGAAUACGGUGGUGGCUGCGACGGCUUGUUCGGUGUGGGAUAUCUAUAGCAGCCUUCAAGUCGUCACAAUUAUAAAUACAUUUCUGCCAGAUGUACUUGGAACAGUAAAAGUCCUUGAAGGUGAUGGACAAGUUGGCACACUUCUAAACGUUACAUUUCCACUAGGAACUCCUGGAGUUGGUAAUAUGAAGGAAAAAAUUACAAAGGUUAAUUAUAAGAAGCGUGAGAAGGAAACACAAACCAUUGAAGGAGGAUUUUUAGCACUGGGCUUCAAACGCUAUAUAACUCAAUACAAAAUUAUUGAGAAUAAUUUUACAUCAAGUAUUAUAAGGUCAACAAUAAAGUAUGAGGUUGAUGAUAAAUUAUCAAACCUUGCUUCUAUAGUGAACACCAAGCUAGUGGAAACACUAGCAGAAACCGUUGGGAAGUACCUGACUACGAAGAAAGCUUCUCCUUAGAAUCUACAAAAGGAAUUCGGCUAUUGUGUUGUAUUCUUUAAGUCUAGUUUAUAAGGUUUUCGUAUCUGGUUUACAACUUUCAUGUUUGAAUUUACAAAUUGUAUGUUGAUUUAUUUUACUGUAAUAAAACUAAUA